UUAAAUAAAUAGAUAUUUUCUAAUAAAUCUUUCUUCAUACACACUGUUAAGAAUGAGGCUUCCAUAUCUACCAACCGUAUGUUUGACGUUGUGUCUACUGUCUAGUUAUGUUUACUGCACUACUUACAGAGCCUAUUAUGCUGGUGUUAUAAUGUCCUUCAAUUAAAGCUCAUCAACACAGCACCUUCUUUUUCCUCACACAACUUCAUUGUUCUUAAUUAGUAGCAAUGAUUUUCUAAUAUGUAACCACUUCUUAGUUACUACUGUGUGGACCUAAGAAGUGGUCCUUUCAUUGGCUUUUAGCACAGAACUUUUAACAGUAGAAAGUGGGACAGUGGUCACAGGAUUUGUGGCGGGUAGUUCCUUUGAAAAAAAUUUGGAAGGAAACCCACGUUCCUAUUUAACAUCCUAACCGUCCCACAAACUACUCACAUGUCACACCACACUGAUCACUACCAUUAUCUUGCACUUUAGUUCUUAUCUUAAUCAAACAAUCAGAAACUGAAACUCAGCAAGAGAAAUCACAUUGCCAACACCAAAAUAUGAAGUGGGGUGGAAGAAAAAAUUCUUCAUCUUCUUCUUCUGAGCCUUCUUUCAUCUCUAAAACUCAAAAGGCAUCUCAUUUUUCUUGGCUGUCAAAGUUCAUGCAGAUGAGAAUCAAUUCAGAACCAAGUCCUGCAAAAAUCAAGCACAAGGAAAAUCGGAAUUCUACAUCUUCUGCUGGUAGUUCAUCUUCAUCACAUUAUUCUUGUAGGAAUGGAGAUAGAUUUUAUGCUGGAUAUGAUGGUGUUUUCAGGAAACAAUCAUGUGAAGAAGAUAGUACAGAUAAGAGAAGUAAAGAUUUUGAUGACAAUGUCAUUGCAUCCUCAAGUUUCCACAGUGGUAGAAGCAAUGCUAUGAGAAAUGGAAGAAGAGAAGGUGCCCCCCAGUUAAAGGAGAAGAGAGAAGAACAGAGAAAGUUGCUGAAUGAUCAAAAGGUUUCAAAUGAGAUGAUGGAUGAGUACAAUCGAGAAUUGGAAUAUGAGUACUUAAGGAGGAGAUUCGAGAGGAAAGCACAACAAGUUUUGCAAGCGCAGCUCUUGAAACUUGAAAGAGAAAUCAAGGAAGUUGAAUUUGCUUCAGGUAAAGAUGUGGAAAAAGAUGUGUUGCAAUUUGAAUCACCUAGAACAAUUUGCACACCACGAACACAUUCUUUUGCCUCUUCUGAUUCCAAGAAUUUUAGAAAUAUCGUAGAAGAUCGCGUGUUUAGUACACAGAAUUUCGAGAAAAAUGACAGCACAACUCGGAAGAGACUGAGUUCUGAGAAGCAGAAUUUGAAGGUAAAGAUUGAGAAACAGACGCAACCACUUCAUGUAAGCAGAGAAGUUCAGAGGAGGAAACCAAAGCACAGCUCCAAAGUCAGAAUUAACUCUCCAAGGAUGGCUUCCAUUUCCAAGGUUGAAAGUUGCAAAAUAAAGGCUAUAGAAGACAUGAGGAAAGCAAAACUGAAGGUGAAGAAAGAAAGAAAAGAAAUUGUGGAGGAAACACCAGAGUUAGAUAGCUUUGCAGUGAUUAAAAGUUCAUUGGAUCCAAAGCAGGAUUUCAGAGAUUCAAUGAUUGAGAUGAUCAUGGAGAAGCAGAUUAGUCAGCCACAAGAAAUGGAAGAGCUUUUGGCAUGUUAUCUGACUUUGAAUGCUGAUGAGUAUCAUGAUCUCAUCAUCAAAGUGUUCAGGCAAGUAUGGUUUGAUAUGAGCCAAUAUGGUUUGGGAAUUAAAUCAGAAAUGCAAUGGUGUUGCUAUGAAUAAAAAUCUGUCUAGUUGACUGGCUUAACCAGAAAUGUAAGUAGUUAUUCUGCAUAUAUUUGUUGUUCUUGUCAUGAUUUAAUUUUACUAGAAACUCAAUAUUCUAUCUACAUCUUUCACAAUUUCGAGGUUAGUUGUAACAGGAUGUGUAGUAACUUA
This is a messenger RNA of Lotus japonicus, 1940 nucleotides long. RefSeq names its product transcription repressor OFP5-like. The transcript has a single exon. Gene Ontology annotation, biological process: negative regulation of DNA-templated transcription. The record is from RefSeq and is a predicted model, not a curated record. Bases 543 to 1784 code for a protein of 413 amino acids. Lineage: Eukaryota; Viridiplantae; Streptophyta; Magnoliopsida; Fabales; Fabaceae.